Messenger RNA from Rhizoctonia solani, 954 nucleotides. RefSeq names its product glutathione S-transferase. Lineage: Eukaryota; Fungi; Basidiomycota; Agaricomycetes; Cantharellales; Ceratobasidiaceae. Gene Ontology annotation, cellular component: cytoplasm. The record is from RefSeq and is a predicted model, not a curated record. The transcript is spliced from 9 exons. Gene Ontology annotation, molecular function: glutathione transferase activity. The coding region runs from base 1 to 954 and encodes 317 amino acids.
AUGUCCACUCAGGAUAAAUCCGACGCACAGAAGAAUAUUACCAAAUGGGCGAGCACAGAUGGACACUUCAGGCGUCAGGUGUCUUCGUUUAGGGAUAUUAUCGAAAAGGAUGGCAAGUUUCAACCUGAAAAGGGUCGGUACCAUAUCUUUGUCUCAUAUGCGUGUCCUUGGGCCCACCGUGUGUUGAUCACCCGAAAGUUACUGAAGCUUGAAGAUAUAAUUGGCCUCAGCGUCGUUUCUCCGCGCAUGGGUGCGCUUGGCUGGCCAUUCGCAGCUGCCGACGAGUUCCCCGGUGCAGAUCACGACCCAAUUCAAAACUCUAAUCACGUUCGUGACUUGUACUUUAAAUCUGAUCCGGAGUACUCCGGAAGAUUUACUGUUCCAAUCGUUUGGGACACGAAGACAUCGACAAUUGUCAAUAACGAAAGCUCGGAAAUUAUCCGUUUUCUCAAUACUGCAUUCCGAGAUCUUGCGGAGCCCAGUGAUAUUGAUAUUUACCCCGAAGCGCUGAGGAAGGAGAUCGACGACUUCCAUUCAUGGGUUUAUGAUACAGUCAACAACGGCGUAUACAAGUGUGGGUUCGCGACCACUCAGGAGGCAUAUGAAAGCGCGGUUGGACCACUGUUCCAGUCACUGGACCGCCUCGAGAAGAUGAUCGAAGGUAAAGACUAUUAUAUCGGAGAUCGUCUCACGGAAGCCGAUAUUCGAUUGUACACCACGAUUGUGCGAUUUGACCCAGUGUACCACGGUCACUUCAAAUGCAACCUCGGCUCUAUUCGGCACAAUUACCCCAACAUUAAUCGUUGGAUGAAGAACUUGUAUUGGAAUGUGCCCGCCUUCAAGGACACCACGAAUUUUGAGCAUAUCAAGACGCAUUACUACUGGUCCCACACGCAAAUUAAUCCCACCCGCGUUGUACCUCAAGGCCCAAACCCCAACAUCGAAGCUCUCUGA